GUGGUCUCUUACGUGACGUACACGGAAGCGUCGUAGCUGUAUGGACGGUUCGGAUUUUUCUCGCUCUCCCUUUUGAACUUUACUGUUUGUUGUCGUUGUCCUGACCGAUAAGGGACACAUUUUUGGGCUCCAGCAAAGCGACCGGAUGUUUGUUUGACACCCAGCGAGCCCAGAGGACGAGACGGGGGCAGGAACGGCAGAAUGACCCCCAGCCGGAGGAGGCCUUGUUGUUUACUGCAGCGGUAAAUAAAUGAGUGCGGUUUCAUGACAGUUUACUACUGAAAGUGAUGGUGAGGAUACUGGGAACAUAAAUAUACUGUUACUGGUCAACAUGGAGGAGAAAUACAGCAGCAACGUUCUGUCAGGAGGAAAACUGGGAAUGGUGGAAGUUCCUGAUUCAAGGUUAACCAGAUACAUUGCUCUGCUGAUCCUCUCGAAGAUCCUGAAAGCUUUAGGUAUCUUUGAAUCGUACGACAUCCUCAAAGUCGUUCAUAUAGUUCAGUUCAUCUUCAUAUUAAAGUUAGGGAGUGCUGUUAUUCUGCUUGUGUUUCAAAAACCAUUUUCAUCUGGAAAAGGAAUCUCCAAGCGGCAGUGGAUAAAGUUAGUGAAACACGCCAUCCUCAGCUGUGUUAUAUCCCUCCUGGGCUUCUUUGGUCUGACUCUUUGUGGACCUUUAAGGACUCUGCUGUUGUUCGAGCACAGUGACAUGGUGGUCCUCGCUCUGCUCGCGGUUCUCUUCACCAACUCAGGAGGGGGGCCAUCCAAGACCAGAGGUGCUGCUUUUUUCAUCAUCGCUGUGAUCUGCCUCCUGCUCUUCGAUAAUGAUCAUCUGAUGGCGAAGAUGGGAGAUCAUCACCCUGAGGGACACCAUGACAGCGCGCUCACACACUUCCUCUACACGACCAUUUCACUGUUAGGAGUCGCAGAUCAUAAAGGCGGUGUUGUGCUGCUGGUGGUCUCGCUCUGCCUGAAGGUGGGCUUCCACACAGCCUCUCGGAAAUUAUCUGUGGAAAUUGGUGGAGCUAAACGACUCUACGCCCUGGACAACCUGGUUUCUGCUGUGGUGCUGCUGCCCUGGGUGGUUGUCCUGUCAGCAACCACUGAGAGCAAAGUUGACUCCUGGUCUUCGCUCAUCUUCCCGUUUGGGAUGAUCAUCUUCUCUGUCAUGAUCCUGGAGUUUUACGUCGAAGCCGUCUGCACCGCUAAGAUGGAGGCGCCCAGGUGCGCCCGCUACGGCGCCUUUGCCCUCUUCCUGAGCGCGCUGAUGCUGGCUAAUUUCUGGACUCACCCGCUGACGGAUCAGCUCCGCUCCAUGAGCAAACCACCGCAGCAGGUCAGCACGGAGCAUGUGCUCUCCGGUGGAGUGAUAGUCAGCUCCGUGUUCUUCAUCAUGGCAUCCAGUAUUCUCUCAUCUCCAUCGAACAAGGGGCAGAAAGGGACCUUGGUGGGUUAUUCUCCUGAAGGGACCCCUCUGUACAACUUCAUGGGGGACGCCCUGCAGCACACAUCACAGUCUCUCCCACGAUUCAUCAAAGAUUCACUGAAACAAAUCCUGGAGGAGUACGACUCCAGGCAAAUCUUCUACUUCCUGUGUCUGAACCUGGCUUUCACGUUUGUGGAGCUUUUUUACGGCGUUUGGACCAACAGCCUGGGACUCAUCUCUGAUGGCUUCCACAUGCUGUUCGACUGCUCUGCUCUAGUUCUCGGCCUGUUCGCUGCCCUCAUGACGCGCUGGAAGGCCACCAGGAUCUUCUCCUACGGGUACGGUCGAGUGGAGAUCCUGUCUGGAUUCAUCAACGGCCUGUUCCUGAUGGUCAUUGCCUUCUUCGUGUUUGUGGAAUCAGUCACCCGUCUGCUGGAUCCUCCCAACAUAAACACGGACAUGCUAACUCCGGUGUCUGUCGGAGGUUUGCUGGUCAACUUGGUGGGAAUCUGCGCUUUCAGUCACGCCCACUCCCACGGAGGGAAAAGCUGCCCUUCACACGACCACGGACACUCGCAUCACGGCCACUCCCACGGCGAGCACAGCCACGGGGGUCACGGCCACUCUCAUGGCGGACACGGUCACUCCCACGGCUCAGGUAGCAGAGGCAUGAACGCCAACAUGAGAGGGGUUUACCUCCAUGUUCUGGCGGACACGUUGGGCAGCGUUGGAGUGAUCAUAUCAACGAUCCUCAUCCGGCAGUUCGGGUGGUUGAUCGCUGAUCCGAUUUGCUCGCUCUUCAUCGCCACGCUCAUUUUUCUCAGCGUCAUCCCUUUACUGAAGGACGCCUGCGAGGUUCUCCUUCUACGAACUCCUCCGGAACAUGAGAAGGACCUAAACAGUGCGCUGGAAAAGAUCGAGAAGAUUGAAGGAGUUUUGUCGUACAGAGACCCUCAUUUCUGGAGGCAUUCGGCCAGCGUGGUCGCUGGGACCAUUCACCUGCAGGUCAUGUCGGAUGUGGUGGAACAACGGAUCAUCCAGCAGGUGACGGCCAUCUUGAAAGACGCGGGGGUGAAUAAUCUGUCGGUCCAGGUGGAAAAGGAGGCAUACUUCCAGCACAUGUCUGGCCUCAGUGCCGGGUUUCAGGACGUUCUGGCAAUGACCCGGCAGAUGGCAUUGAUGAAAUACCCCAACGAUGGGACUCUUAUCAUGUAACACGCCCAGAGAAAGACCAAAUGAUGCUCUGAAUGCUCCUCUGACUCAUUUUUCACAAAUGUACAGAUGUAUAAUGUUUAAAUAAAUAUGAAUAUAAUGGU
Messenger RNA from Girardinichthys multiradiatus, 2739 nucleotides. It is a transcript of the gene slc30a5, whose product is annotated as solute carrier family 30 member 5. The record is from RefSeq and is a predicted model, not a curated record. NCBI's taxonomy places the organism in Eukaryota, Metazoa, Chordata, Actinopteri, Cyprinodontiformes, Goodeidae. Gene Ontology annotation, molecular function: zinc ion transmembrane transporter activity. Gene Ontology annotation, biological process: zinc ion transport; transmembrane transport; intracellular zinc ion homeostasis. The coding region runs from base 332 to 2638 and encodes 768 amino acids. Gene Ontology annotation, cellular component: Golgi apparatus; membrane. The transcript has 16 exons.